Messenger RNA from Cyanistes caeruleus (blue tit), 2402 nucleotides. It is a transcript of the gene SLC9A1, whose product is annotated as solute carrier family 9 member A1. The record is from RefSeq and is a predicted model, not a curated record. NCBI's taxonomy places the organism in Eukaryota, Metazoa, Chordata, Aves, Passeriformes, Paridae. Gene Ontology annotation, biological process: sodium ion import across plasma membrane; proton transmembrane transport; regulation of intracellular pH. Gene Ontology annotation, molecular function: sodium:proton antiporter activity; potassium:proton antiporter activity. Gene Ontology annotation, cellular component: plasma membrane.
GGGCCGCUGCUGCCCGGGCAGGUGCUGCAGGCCAACCCCAUGCUCACCUCCGAGGGCCAGCCCGCGCCGCUGCCCGGCGGGGACGUGCCGGGCUUUACCCCCGCGCCCCCCGCCGCCCCCGAGGAGAUCCACCCGCUCAAGGAGCAGCCGGCCAACGGCUCGGGAGAGGGGCAUGCCAAGCCCCGCAAAGCCUUCCCGGUCAUCGGCAUCGACUACACGCACGUCCGCAUCCCCUUCGAGAUCUCCCUCUGGAUCCUCCUGGCCUGCCUCAUGAAGCUGGGCUUCCACGUGAUCCCGUCAGUGUCCAGCAUCGUUCCUGAGAGCUGCCUGCUCAUCGUGGUGGGCCUUCUGGUGGGGGGGCUCAUCAAAGGGGUGGGUGAAAAGCCCCCCAUCCUCAAGUCGGAUAUCUUCUUCCUCUUCCUCCUCCCCCCCAUCAUCCUGGAUGCCGGCUACUUCCUGCCCUUGCGCCCAUUCACCGAGAAUCUGGGCACCAUCCUCAUCUUCGCCGUGGUGGGGACGCUCUGGAACGCCUUUUUCCUGGGGGGGCUCAUGUAUGCCGUGUGCCAGCUCGGCGGGCCUGGCCUCAACCACAUCGGGCUGCUGGCCAACCUGCUCUUCGGCAGCAUCAUCUCGGCCGUGGACCCCGUGGCCGUGCUGGCCGUGUUCGAGGAGAUCCACAUCAACGAGCUGCUGCACAUCCUGGUCUUCGGGGAGUCCCUGCUCAACGACGCCGUCACUGUCGUCCUCUACCACCUCUUUGAGGAGUUUGCCAGCUUCGAGCAGGUGACCAUCCUCGACAUCAUCCUCGGCUUCUUCAGCUUCUUCGUGGUGUCUCUGGGCGGGGUCCUGGUGGGCGUCAUUUACGGGGUGAUCGCUGCCUUCACGUCCCGCUUCACCUCGCACAUCCGCGUCAUCGAGCCCCUCUUCGUGUUCCUCUACAGCUACAUGGCCUAUCUGUCAGCCGAGCUCUUCCACCUCUCCGGCAUCAUGGCGCUCAUCGCUGCCGGCGUGGUCAUGCGGCCCUAUGUGGAAGCCAACAUCUCCCACAAGUCCCAUACCACCAUCAAGUAUUUCCUCAAGAUGUGGAGCAGUGUGAGCGAGACCCUCAUCUUCAUCUUCCUGGGUGUCUCCACCGUGGCUGGUCACCACUACUGGAACUGGACCUUCGUCAUCAGCACGCUGUUCUUCUGCCUCAUCGCCAGAGUGCUGGGCGUCCUUGUCCUCACCUGGUUCAUCAACAAGUUCCGAAUCGUGAAGCUGACGCCGAAGGACCAGUUCAUCAUCGCCUACGGGGGCCUGCGGGGAGCCAUCGCCUUCUCCCUCGGGUACCUGCUGGACUACAAACACUUCGGCAUGAGGGACAUGUUCCUCACAGCCAUCAUCACUGUCAUCUUCUUCACCGUUUUUGUGCAGGGCAUGACCAUCCGGCCCUUGGUGGAUCUGCUGGCUGUGAAAAAGAAGCAGGAGACAAAGCGCUCCAUCAACGAGGAGAUCCACACGCAGUUCUUGGAUCACCUUCUGACAGGGAUUGAGGAUAUCUGUGGUCACUACGGGCAUCACCACUGGAAGGACAAACUGAACCGCUUCAACAAGAAGUACGUGAAGAAGUGCCUGAUCGCGGGGGAGCGCUCCAAGGAGCCCCAGCUCAUCGCCUUCUACCACAAGAUGGAGAUGAAGCAGGCAAUUGAGCUGGUGGAGAGUGGGGGCAUCGGCAAGAUCCCCUCUGCCGUCUCCACCGUCUCCAUCCAGAACAUCAACCCCCAGAGCCUUCCUUUGGAGCGCGUCCUUCCAGCCCUGUCCAAGGACAAGGAGGAGGAGAUCCGGAAAAUCCUCCGCACUAACCUGCAGAAAACCAGGCAGAGGCUGCGAUCCUACAACCGGCACACGCUGGUGGCCGACCCCUACGAGGAAGCCUGGAACCAGAUGCUGCUGCGGAGGCAGAAGGCCCGGCAGCUGGAGCAGAAGAUGAACAAUUACCUGACGGUGCCAGCACACAGGGUGGACUCGCCCACCAUGUCCCGGGCUCGCAUCGGCUCAGACCCGCUGGCCUACGAGCCCAAGGAGGACUCGGAGAACCUGCCCAUCAUCACCAUCGACCCAGCCUCACCGCAGUCCCCGGAGUCCGUGGACCUGAUGAGCGAGGAGCCCAAGGGCUGCAGUGGCCUCCCACCCUCUCCCGAGGAGGAUGAGGAGGGGCUGGUGAUGCGGGUGAAGGAGCCUUCCUCCCCGGGGACUGACGACGUCUUCACCCCGGGGGCCAGCGACAGCCCCAGCAACCAGCGCAUGCUGCGGUGCCUGAGCGACCCCGGCCCGCGGCCCGAGCCCGAGGAGGGGGAGCCCUUCAUCCCCAAGGGGCAGUAGCUGCUGGCACAAAGCCUCCAAAUCGUUUCUCUCUCUCUUCA